Messenger RNA from Apis dorsata (giant honeybee), 5206 nucleotides. RefSeq names its product SH3 and multiple ankyrin repeat domains protein 1 (gene Prosap). The transcript has 16 exons. NCBI's taxonomy places the organism in Eukaryota, Metazoa, Arthropoda, Insecta, Hymenoptera, Apidae. Gene Ontology annotation, cellular component: postsynaptic density; postsynaptic membrane; dendritic spine. The record is from RefSeq and is a predicted model, not a curated record. Bases 14 to 4267 code for a protein of 1417 amino acids. Gene Ontology annotation, molecular function: synaptic receptor adaptor activity; ionotropic glutamate receptor binding.
UUAAUAGCAAAUUAUGCACACGAUCGAUUUUAUUAAUCGUGUAAUAAUAUUUUUAUCUGACCUGUGGCGUUGUUGUUGUUGUUGUUGUUUUUGCUUUUGCCUCACUUGCACGGGGCGUGCGAACACACUACACCCGCCACCACCGAACCACCACCACCAACCACUUCACCUGUGCUACCGUCUCGUUGGGGCCCGAUGCAUCUUCUUCGAACGCACCCCCGUACUACUACUACUACUACUACUACUACUACUACUAUUACUACUGCUACUGCUACUACCACCACCACCAACCAUCACUACUAUUACUACUGCGUCACACCCACGCCGCGAAACGACCGACAAUCUCGAACCGAUCGUAUAUCUCGCCCCCGGGCCUUCUCGACCUCCACCCUCCACCUCCACCGGCGUGUUGCGUCGCGGAUAUACCACCGCUUCUCCACCCCUUUCGAGCGCCUCGCAGGUGGCCACUUGGUACAGGGAGCUGAAGGAGAGCUUCAAUUACGGUUUGUUCUGCCCACCCGUGAAUGGGAAAGCCGGGAAAUUCUUGGACGAGGAACGUCGCCUCGGCGACUAUCCGUUCAACGGGCCCGUCGGAUACUUGGAGCUCAAGUACAAAAGACGGGUCUACAAGAUGCUGCACCUGGAUGAAAAACAGUUGAAGGCGAUGCACACGAGGACGAAUUUGCGAAGGUUGCUCGAGUACGUGGCAAACAGCCAGGUCGAGAAGAUCGCCAAGAUGUGCAGCAAGGGUCUGGAUCCUAAUUUCCACUGCCAGGAAACUGGAGAGACUCCCCUCACCUUGGCCACCACGUUGAAGAAACCCUCGAAGGUGAUAAUAGCCCUGGUGAACGGUGGCGCGUUGCUGGAUUAUCGAACGAAGGAGGGCCUGACGGCGAUGCAUCGCGCCGUCGAGCGGAACAGUUUGGAAGCUGUGAAGACGUUGCUCGAGCUCGGCGCAAGCCCCAAUUAUAAAGACACGAAGGGGCUGACGCCGCUCUACUACAGCGUCAUCUACAAAACCGAUCCGAUGCUGUGCGAAACGCUGCUCCACGACCACGCGACGAUAGGCGCCCAGGAUUUGCAGGGAUGGCAGGAAGUGCAUCAGGCCUGCCGCAACAACUUGGUCCAACACCUGGAUCACUUGCUUUUUUACGGUGCCGACAUGAACGCGCGUAACGCGUCCGGCAACACGCCGUUGCACGUUUGCGCUGUGAACAACACGGACUCGUCGUGCAUACGCCAGUUACUGUUCAGAGGCGCGCAGAAGGACAGCCUGAAUUACGCGAACCAGACGCCCUACCAGGUGGCGGUGAUCGCUGGAAACAUGGAGCUGGCCGAGGUCAUUAAGAAUUAUCAGCCGGAAGAAGUUGUACCGUUUAAAGGGCCGCCACGCUACAACCCGAAACGGCGCUCGGUGGCGUUCGGAGGCACGAUGACCACUAGCUGCUCGGCCAGCAACCUGGGCACCCUGACCAGGAUACCGUCCGCUGAACAACACGGUGAAGAUUCCGCCAGCAUCGUCACAGACAAGAGUCUCGGCGACACAGCUUCCGACGUGAUUAGCGAUAGUUCAGGGGUGGGGACCUCGCAGUCGGACACUACCAAUUCCCUAUCGAUACCGGGGACCACGGUUGUCUGCGUCGAGAGUUAUAACAGCGGGAUACUAGGCCAUCUGAAUAUCAAUCAAGGAGAUAUCUUGGAAGUGACCGGGGCGACCGAUUGCGGCCUUCUCGAGGGUGUUCUCCGUGGACAGGGGACGGGCCUCUUCCCGGCCCACUGCGUGCAAGAGGUCAGGCUUCGCCACACCAACAUUCCGUUGGGUCCUCAGCCUGCGAGGGACGGCCGCAACCCAAGGGUGUUGGGUCGUAGGGAAUCGCAACACAAGUAUUUCGCUACCGCUCCCAGAUUGAAGAAACCAGUUACGUCCGAGCCUCGUACCGUGGUGCUGCAUCGUUCCAGAAAGGGUUUCGGAUUCGUGUUAAGAGGCGCCAAGGCAACCUCGCCUUUGAUGGAGCUGACGCCAUCAGCCAGAUACCCUGCCUUGCAGUACCUGGACGACGUCGAUCAAGGAGGAGUGGCGGAUCUGGCCGGCCUUCGAAAAGGGGAUUACCUUAUCCAAGUAAGCCAUGCCUUCCUUUCUACGGCGUCGCACGAGCACGUAGUGGACCUGAUACGAAAAUCGGGGGAGUUGGUACGAAUGACGGUGGUCUCGCCGGUGAUCAGCCUUCCGAAUUCGCAAUCGGCAGCGCUUCUGCCAACUAGUCAACCGAUUCAGAGACAGUACGCGACCCUCCCGCGGAAAGGUAACAACAACGUGGCGAUAGGGGGUACGCUGGGCAGGUCACCCGCCCCAAUGCCGCCCCGAAGAGAUCCAAAGACGACUCUGAGCGUUGGCCGGGCGCGAGCAAGAUCGAUGGUGGCUGGAUUAGAAGGUGGUGGGGAGAGAGACGAUCGCGAUGAAAUCACAUCGACGGGGGCUAAAUCGAGUAGCGCGGAGUCUAUCCAUCUUCCCCAGCAGCCGUCGACCGGACCCAACACCGGACAAAACACACCGGUACAACCGAGAACGGCCAGUAUCCGAUCGAGGCCCACCUCCAGUAGGAUCACCGCCGCGGAACUGGAGGAACUAUUUCAGCGGCAGCAAGGUAGUGCCAGUGGUCAGUACAGCUCGUCCAUGAUGAGCUCUCACUUUCAAACUGGCCAAGCUACCAAGUCGCAUCCUUCCUCGCCUGCAAAGACCGGCAGGGUAUACGCGAGCGUAGCGGAAAUGAAACGCAAAGGCAAAUUGAACUCGAGGGUGCGAUUCUUCGGUGGAUUGGGCGGUGGUUCCGAUCUUCAUCGAGACUUUCACAGUACGCCGGACUUGAAUGUGCAGGUGCAGUCGUCCAUUUUAGCUCCGAAAGGGCAUAGAAGCCAAGAAGACGUGAACGCGUUGAAUGGAAGAAACGGACUUCCACCACCGAAUCAUCCACCACCACCGCCACCUGUCGGCCAAGUAGUCAAAGUAAACGUGGGCGCUAAUGUGCCGGAUGUAGUCACACCGGCUUCUGUCUACGAUAACAUGGCUCAUAUACAGCAAGUCAAAGAAUUGGCAGCCGCGACAGUGGAUGGAAGUUAUGGCGUGAUGUCGAGUUUCCGACCUUCGAACAGCGCAAAACUGUACGCCUCGCCGGAAGACAUGAAGACUGUGGGGUAUCGUUCCCGUAGCCUGCCAACCCAUACGACCCGUUGUCACGUGAGAAAGUCGCACAGCUUGCGCACCACCAACAACACGACGUUCAAACCGUUAAAUAACCAACAGAACGUGAACAACGCGGUGAGCAACAACAACCAAGUGAACAACAAUCAGUCGGCCAACAACCAAUACGCCCAACCAUUGAAGACGAAUAGAAGUCACAGCACGAUCGGCAUCAGGGAGAGAAAGAAGAAAGGCAUCAGUACCAGUUCCUCGAUCACGAAUCUCUCGUCCGUGGCUAACAACAACACCGGGAACACGGUGGUGGCGGCGAACACGGCACCACCGAUCCCAGAGCCGGAUUACAUCGCGAAGGAAUUGGAGAAGGCGGCUGCGAGGGAAAAGUUGGAAUCGACUCGAGAAACGUCGGGCAACUCGAACACUUCCGGUUCCAGUUCAUCCGGUAGCAGCUCGUUGCCCCAUUCUUUCAGCGUGGAAGAGAUUCAAAAGGUGAGGACGCAAUUGAAGUCUUCGAAAAGUCAUCCGAACGACUUUCUGCUCCAACAAACGCAGCAAUCCCUGGCCGAGGAUGGUGACAAUAGCUCGAGUGGAGUGAGCUCCGAUCAAGACGUGCCGGUAGGUCCACCGACGGGUUUCGACGACACGACAGCGAGAAAUCUUGCCAACGAAGCUGCCCAGCAUCCGACCACGGUGCUCUCCAGUGUGGCCAGUGUCGAAAAGGAGGCCAAUCCGAAAAGAACGGGCUACGGUGGCAGCGGAUUAUUGACGCGGCACGCAGUCAGCUUGGCCCAAUUACCACCACCGAUCGAGGCGGAUGCCGAGGAGCAGAGCAACGAUCUGUUCGUACCACCGCCACCGGAGUUCAAUGCGGGACCGUCUGCCGGGAAUGGGGACGAAUUGGUAUUUGCACCGCCACCUCAAUUCUGCGACAACAAACAACAAGCGCAACAACAACAACAACAACAACCGCAACCGCAACAGCAACAGAAUCGCGUUAAGAUCAUCGGGGCGAUACCGAAAGUUACCAACAAUCAAGUAAAAGCUUCCGGUGGACGAUUGCAUAAUCAGUGAGGAAGAAUAGUCGCGAACGAUCGCCGAUGAACGGACGCGUUCGGGUCGCGUGAUCACGUUGUUCGAUCACGAUCUGUCAGAGUCAAUUUAAUCUUUCCGUAAUUAACCUUUUUCUCCAUCCGAGAUAAUUGUGCACACAGCGCCAUGUAUCCUGAAUAUCAUCUGUUCCGUCAUUCGGCCGAACGAUUAAACGAAAACCUAUAACGUAAUAAUGCGAUUAUUUGCAAUACAUUUUUUCACCGAUAUAAUAUUUCCCAUGUGGGGAAGGGGCAGUUUUUUAAGAAAAAACAAACGCGCGCGUCGUCCCUAUCGCAACUAUCCAUACUUCGAUCGAGCGCCGUUUGGUGGUGCUCCGGUCAAGGGUCUGUGGUAGUCAAGUGAACGAUGUAUUCAGUGAAUUUUUACCGUAAAACUUAGAAUAUGAAUCGUACGAACCGCAGAUACGUUAGAUUUAAAAAGUCGUGCGUGCAAUGCUUUCUACUUGCGAAACGAUAUAGAACCACAUUCGUAAAUGUCAAAAUACUAUAAAUGUCUCGUGGAAUGGCCUAAGAGGUGAACGAGAGAGAAAAAGAUCUAUAUACCAUACCGUAGUUCGUAAUUAGAGAGAAAAAAGAAAGUAUGCGAGCAACAGAGAGAGAGAGAGAGAGAGAGAGAGGCAGAGACAUAGAAAUAAAAAAACAAAAAAGUAAGAAUAGUUCUAUGAGAUGCGUGUGCAUGUAUGCGAAUGUAGUGCGCGUGUGUAUGUAAGAAACGUAGAGAAUGAAUGUAUAGCGUAUAUCGGUUUGUUUUUCAUAUUUCUAACGAAGUACGACGCGUGUUUAAUACUUUUACAUGUAACGAUCUUUAUCCUUAAACGCCAUCAACUUCUCUCAUUCCAUCGCAUAAAGAAACAAAAUAAAAAAAAAAGGCAUUUUUUCGAAAAACAAUGCAUCGAAAUAU